This is a messenger RNA of Opisthorchis viverrini, 639 nucleotides long. RefSeq lists its product as hypothetical. Lineage: Eukaryota; Metazoa; Platyhelminthes; Trematoda; Opisthorchiida; Opisthorchiidae. The transcript is spliced from 6 exons. Gene Ontology annotation, cellular component: endoplasmic reticulum. The record is from RefSeq and is a predicted model, not a curated record. Bases 1 to 639 code for a protein of 212 amino acids. Gene Ontology annotation, molecular function: calcium ion binding.
AUGCGUGGGGCCAACUUACAAGUGGAACUCAGUGAUUCGGACCAACUUCAAACUCAAAUCCGACAUGACGAACGACGGUGGAGCGCGGCUGAUUUAGAUGAAGAUGGGAAGCUUUCGUUUCCCGAGUUCGCAAUGUUCCUUCAUCCACAUCUGUACCCAGUCAUGAGGGCUGUUUUGAGUGCGGAAGUUUUGGAGACUAUGGACCAAGAUAAGGACGCUCAAGUGUCUGAAGAAGAAUACAUCAGUGAAAUUGCACGAGCUCAUCGAAGGGUUUUCUACAGAGGACUGCCGCAACCGCCCUGGGUGGAUAGAGAGAAAGUCCAGUUCCGGAUGUAUUUGGACCUCGACAAAAACGGGAGUUUAGAUCAACAGGAGAUUGGAGAGUGGCUUUUUCCCAAGGAUUAUGAUGAAGUGGAUUCGGAAGUGUUACACCUGCUUCUCUAUCUUGAUUCAAAUCAGGAUGGUGCCUUAACGAGAAGUGAGGUCCUGCAGGAUCUACACUUGUUCCUACGGAGCCAGCGAACACCAACUAAACAGUUAGAAAUUAUUCAACAGGAAAACGCAUAUCUCAUAUGCACCUUGAUUUUGAAAACUGAACGCCCUCAUGUGUCUUCUCGAACGUUCGUGAAUUUUCAUUGA